Bubalus bubalis (water buffalo) is the source of this 1193-nucleotide messenger RNA. Its product is annotated as keratin-associated protein 10-12-like. The record is from RefSeq and is a predicted model, not a curated record. Gene Ontology annotation, cellular component: keratin filament. Lineage: Eukaryota; Metazoa; Chordata; Mammalia; Artiodactyla; Bovidae. The coding region runs from base 71 to 838 and encodes 255 amino acids. The transcript has a single exon.
AGCACCUCACACAUUCACACUCACUCACACAGUCACAUCCUCACCCUCCUCCAGCCCCACCGCCUCCACCAUGGCUUCCUCUGCCCUGUCUGUCUGCUCCAGUGACCUGAGCUACAGCAGCCGGGUCUGCCUGCCCGGGUCCUGUGACUCCCGCACCGGCUCCUCCUGGCAGGUGGACGACUGUCCAGAGAGCUGCUGCGAGCCCCCCUGCUGUGCCCCCAGCUGCUGCGCCCCGGCCCCCCGCCUGACCCUCCUCUGCGCCCCAGUGAGCUGCGAGUCCCGCCCCUGCUGCCAGCCAGCCUGCAGCAGCUCCUGCCUGGCCUCGUCCUGCCAGCAGUCUAGCUGCCAGCCCUCCUGCUGCACCUCCUCCCCCUGCCAGCAGGCCUGCUGUGAGCCCGUCUGCUGCACACUUGUCUGCUGCAGGCCCGUCUGCUGCACACCUGUCUGCUGUGAGGCCUCCCUCUGUUCUACCUCCUCAUGUUGCCAGCAGUCUAGCUGCCAGCCCUCCUGCUGCACCUCCUCCCCCUGCCAGCAGGCCUGCUGUGAGCCCGUCUACUGCACCCCUGUCUGCUGCACCCCUGUCUGCUGCACCCCUGUCUGCUGCAGGCCUGUCUGCUGUGAGGCCUCCCCCUGCUCAGCCCCCUCCCCCUGCUGCAGACCCUCCUCCUCCGUGUCCCUCCUCUGCCGCCCCGUGUGCCGCCCUGCCUGUUGCGUGCCCACCUCCUCCUGCCAGCCCAGCUGUUGCCGCCCAGCGUCCUCCGUGUCCCUCCUCUGCCGGCCCACGUGCUCCCGCCCAGCCUGCUGCAUCCCCGCCUCAGCCCCGGAGCCCUGCUGCUGACUUGGCACGUCCUCUCAGGGCCACCCAGGUGCUAUGGGCCACUCCGUCCCCCUCUGUUGCCAGCCUCUGGCAACAAAUCCCUUCAGGAUUUGACCCAGACCUACACGAACAUGCACUGGCCUGAAACCUCAACAAGCAAGCCUUAGCCCACCUGCAGCCUCUGGGUCAGGCCCAGAUGAACCCGAGACAGCCCCAUGUUACCGAGGGUCCACAGGCUUCUCCUGAUAGCCAUGGACACUGCUCUUCCCCCCAGCCUUUGGGGGCCUUGCUCUGCCCUAUCUCUGCCCAUCCUGUGCUGUGUACCUUCCUCCCACAAGGGUCUUGAGCUGAGUGAAUAAACUCACCAUCCUUGCCU